Messenger RNA from Numida meleagris (helmeted guineafowl), 3115 nucleotides. RefSeq names its product hexokinase-1. Bases 338 to 3115 code for a protein of 925 amino acids. Gene Ontology annotation, biological process: glucose 6-phosphate metabolic process; glycolytic process; intracellular glucose homeostasis. The transcript is spliced from 19 exons. NCBI's taxonomy places the organism in Eukaryota, Metazoa, Chordata, Aves, Galliformes, Numididae. The record is from RefSeq and is a predicted model, not a curated record. Gene Ontology annotation, cellular component: mitochondrion; cytosol. Gene Ontology annotation, molecular function: glucokinase activity; fructokinase activity; mannokinase activity.
UUACAUCUGCUGGCCGGUUAGUGCUUUAGCUGCAGAAUGCUGCGGAUAGAGAAGUAUGAAGGAAUUUGCAGCUCAAUAUCUGCCCAAUAAAGCGUGCACCACGCUGGCAAAUGCCAGAAAGCUGACGGGGAGAAACCUUGAGUGCAAAGAAACAAAGGGCUAUAGUUAGUGUUAGCACCUUUUGGGAAGACACCGUGGUUUCUGGAGAUUGGCUUCAUGACACCUACUGUGCAAAGGUCAAGGUAUGGCACUUCUGAGGAUGCUUUUGCCAUGGAGCCAUCAGGAUAACACCUGCCAACUCAACUGGGUACUAAACCCCCUGUGAUGACCAUGUGACAUGGCAAGAGGUGCUUCCGCAAUGGCCACGCAGAAGGAGCCCAGCACCCUGGAUGUGCCCGGCUACUGCUGCUCCCCACUGUGCAAAAUCGAUAAAUACCUUUACGCCAUGCGGCUCUCCGACGAAACUCUGAUAGACAUUAUGGCUCGCUUCCGGAGAGAAAUGAAGAACGGUCUCUCCAGAGAUUUUAACCCAACGGCUACGGUGAAAAUGCUCCCUACCUUCGUGAGGUCCAUUCCUGAUGGCUCAGAGAAAGGAGAUUUCAUCGCUCUGGAUCUCGGCGGUUCUUACUUUCGAAUUCUGCGGGUGAAAGUAUCACAUGAAAAAAAGCAGACUGUACAAAUGGAAAGUGAAAUUUAUAAUACACCUGAAGAUAUCAUUCAUGGCAGCGGGACACGGCUUUUUGAUCAUGUUGCUGAAUGCCUGGGAGAUUUUAUGGAGAAACAACAAAUCAAAGACAAGAAAUUACCGGUUGGGUUUACCUUUUCUUUCCCGUGCCGACAGUCUAAGCUGGAUGAGGGCAUUCUGAUAACGUGGACGAAGCGCUUCAAAGCGAGUGGAGUGGAGGGAGCGGAUGUUGUGAAGCUGCUUAACAAGGCCAUCAAGAAACGUGGGGACUACGAUGCAGAUAUCAUGGCUGUUGUGAAUGAUACCGUUGGGACUAUGAUGACCUGUGGUUUUGAUGACCAGCGUUGUGAAGUCGGCUUGAUCAUUGGCACUGGCACCAAUGCCUGUUACAUGGAGGAGAUGCGGCACAUUGACCUGGUGGAAGGAGAUGAGGGCAGGAUGUGCAUAAACACAGAGUGGGGGGCCUUUGGGGAUGAUGGCUCGCUAGAAGAUAUCAGGACCGAGUUUGACAGAGAGAUCGACCGUGGAUCUCUAAAUCCUGGGAAGCAACUGUUUGAGAAAAUGGUCAGUGGAAUGUACAUGGGGGAGCUGGUGAGGCUCAUCCUGGUGAAGAUGGCCAAGGAGGGGCUGCUCUUUGAGGGGAGGAUCACCCCUGAGCUUCUCACCAAAGGGAAGUUUGAGACAAAGCAUGUUUCUGCCAUAGAAAAGAGCAAAGAAGGUUUGAACAAAGCCAAAGAAAUCUUAACCCGCCUGGGGGUGGAGCCGUCCCACGAGGACUGUAUUGCAGUCCAGCACGUCUGCACCAUCGUGUCCUUCCGCUCGGCCAACCUGGUGGCCUCCACGCUGGGCGCCAUCCUCAAUCAGCUGCGGGAUAACAAAGGGGUCGGCCGCCUCCGCACCACCGUGGGGGUUGAUGGCUCCCUCUACAAGAUGCAUCCACAGUACGCUCGGCGCUUGCACAAAACCACCCGGCGCCUGGUGCCUGACUCAGACGUGCGGUUCCUGCUGUCCGAGAGCGGCAGCGGGAAAGGGGCGGCAAUGGUGACGGCGGUGGCAUACCGGCUGUCGGAGCAGCACCGGCUCAUCGACGAGACACUGGCUGAGUUCAAGCUCACCCAUGAGCAGCUGCUGCAGGUGAAGAAGAGGAUGAGGACAGAGAUGGAAGCAGGCCUGAAGAAGAAGAGUCAUGACACUGCCAAAGUGAAAAUGCUGCCCACCUUUGUCCGCAGCACGCCGGAUGGCACAGAGAACGGAGACUUUCUGGCGCUUGACCUUGGAGGGACAAACUUCAGAGUGUUGCUGGUGAAAAUUCGCAGUGGUAAAAGGAGAACGGUUGAAAUGCACAACAAGAUCUAUGCAAUUCCUAUAGAGGUGAUGCAGGGAACGGGGGAAGAGCUGUUUGACCACAUAGUUACCUGCAUUUCGGACUUCCUGGAUUAUAUGGGAAUAAAAGGUGCGCGGCUUCCUCUUGGCUUCACGUUCUCCUUCCCUUGCAAGCAGACCAGUCUGGAUGCUGGUAUCCUUCUCAACUGGACAAAAGGAUUCAAAGCUACAGACUGUGAGGGAGAAGAUGUGGUGUAUUUGCUUAGAGAAGGAAUUAAAAGAAGAGAGGAGUUUGACUUGGAUGUCGUAGCUGUGGUGAAUGAUACGGUGGGCACGAUGAUGACUUGUGCUUAUGAAGACCCAAACUGUGAAAUUGGACUCAUUGUGGGAACUGGCAGCAAUGCCUGUUACAUGGAGGAGAUGAGAAACAUAGAGAUGGUGGAUGGUGAGCAAGGACGGAUGUGUGUGAACAUGGAGUGGGGAGCGUUCGGGGAUAAUGGAUGCCUGGACGAUAUCAGGACAAUAUAUGACAAAGCAGUUGAUGACUAUUCACUAAAUGCUGGAAAGCAAAGGUACGAGAAGAUGAUCAGUGGGAUGUACCUGGGGGAAAUAGUCCGCAAUAUUUUGAUUGACUUCACCAAACGAGGGUUCCUGUUCAGAGGGCAGAUCUCAGAGACGCUGAAGACCAGGCAUAUCUUUGAAACCAAAUUCCUUUCACAGAUUGAGAGUGACAGGUUAGCCUUGCUUCAGGUGCGAACCAUUCUCCAGCAGCUGGGGCUCAACAGCACAUGCGAUGACAGUAUCAUUGUCAAGACAGUGUGCGGAGCGGUGUCGAAGCGAGCGGCUCAGUUGUGUGGUGCCGGAAUGGCUGCAGUUGUAGAUAAAAUUCGGGAGAACAGAGGCUUAGAGCACCUGGAGAUAACGGUUGGUGUGGAUGGGACUCUAUACAAACUACACCCACACUUUUCAAGGAUUAUGCACCAAACAGUCAAAGACCUGGCACCCAAGUGCGAUGUGACCUUCCUGCUCUCGGAGGACGGCAGCGGGAAAGGGGCAGCGCUCAUCACAGCGGUGGGAUGCAGGCUUCGCGAUGCUGAGCAGAACUGA